CGCAAAACGUGACAGUAUAAUUCGCGAUAUCGAGACGAGGCUCAAUUCCUUCCCAGGCUUUUUUGAUAGCACGUCCUUCCAAUCGGUCUUUCUAAAGCUGCCAUCGGUAGAAACCCAGACCAAUAAAAAUGGGCAGGGUAAUCAGAGGUCAGAGGAAAGGUGCUGGAAGCAUCUUCAAAUCACAUACCAAACACAGAAAAGGAGCAGCCAAACUAAGAGCUCUUGACUACUCAGAGAGACAUGGGUACUUGAAAGGUGUCGUAAAGGAUAUCAUUCAUGACCCAGGACGUGGUGCACCUCUUGCAGUUGUUGUCUUCAGAGACCCAUACAAGUAUAAACUAAGGAAGGAACUGUUUAUUGCAACAGAAGGAAUGCAUACUGGACAGUUUGUGUAUUGUGGAAAAAAAGCUACACUUUCCAUUGGCAAUUGUCUACCAUUAAGUGCUUUGCCAGAGGGUACAAUUAUCUGUAAUGUAGAGGAAAAGAGUGGAGACAGAGGAAAAAUUGCCCGUGCAUCAGGAGGAUAUGCCACCGUUGUAGCUCACAACCCAGAUGCAAGAAUCACUAGAAUCAAGCUUCCAUCAGGAAUUAAAAAGUCAGUCCCAUCAUUUAACAGGGCCAUGAUUGGUAUUGUUGCUGGUGGUGGUCGUGUUGACAAACCAAUAAUGAAGGCAGGACGGGCUUACCACAAAUACAAGGCUAAGCGAAACUGUUGGCCUAGAGUUCGUGGUGUUGCUAUGAAUCCUGUGGAGCAUCCUCAUGGUGGUGGUAACCAUCAGCAUAUUGGUUUCCCAUCAACUGUAAGGAGAGACACACCUGCAGGUCGCAAAGUUGGUCUCAUUGCUGCAAGACGUACUGGUCGUAUACGUGGUGCUCAAAUUACCCAAAAACAGAAGGAAUCAGAAUAGACUUGAAUGAGACUUCUGAUAAAUAUUUUGAAUAUUAUAAAACUCCUCAUCCAAA
Messenger RNA from Rhopilema esculentum, 963 nucleotides. RefSeq names its product large ribosomal subunit protein uL2. NCBI's taxonomy places the organism in Eukaryota, Metazoa, Cnidaria, Scyphozoa, Rhizostomeae, Rhizostomatidae. The record is from RefSeq and is a predicted model, not a curated record. Gene Ontology annotation, biological process: cytoplasmic translation. Gene Ontology annotation, molecular function: structural constituent of ribosome; RNA binding. Gene Ontology annotation, cellular component: cytosolic large ribosomal subunit; ribosome.